AUUUUUGGCACUUUUUUAUGAAAGUUGAGUACGUGGUGAUUUGAGUAAACAAUGGUGGCUGAAGAAAAGUUGGAUGUUUCGAAAGAGAAUCAGACGCAGAAUGCCGUGACAGCGAAGGAACCCAAAGUGUAUUCCUUGGAGAUUUUGAGAAUAAUCAAGGAGGCGCAGCAACAACAUGGAUUGAGACACGGUGAUUACCAGCGGUACCGCGGUUACUGCUCAAGACGGCUCAGAAGGUUGCGGAAGGUGCUGAAGGUACCACAGGGUGACAGGCGUCACUUCAAGAGGAGAGACAUCACCCCGGUUAUGAUCAGCGAGGACAAGUUCCUGCAGGUGCCCUUGAUGAUGGCCGAACGCGCUUGGAGUUACGCGAUGCAGCUGCGUCAAGAGUCCAACACAGAGCUGAGGAAGAAGUUUCAUCUUAUAUCGAGAUUGAAGAAAGCAGCUGCGUACUCCUCACAAUUGCAAGACUUGAUAGAGAGCGUGAACUGCGACGCGCGCACCAAGCUGGAGGCACAGGCAUACGUGGCCUGGAUGAACGGCUCGCUACAGUUCGAGUUGCAGCUGUGGAAGCAGGCGAUGGAGAACCUGCAGAAGGCGCAGGUGGUCUACGGGAACCUGGCGUCCGCGUUGCCGGAAAUAGAGCAGAUCGUGUACAAGGCACGCGUCGAGGAGUUGGCGCCCAGUCUCAGGUACUGCGCCUACAACAUCGGCGAUACCAGUGCGAUGGACGAUCUUAUGCAGAUGCGCGGACAAUUGAGUGGCGAGCUGAUGGCCAGCCUCGACUCUCUGAUAGCUCAAACGCGCGAGAAGCAGGCUACCACUGAGGAAGUGACGUGGCGCGGGAAGUCCUGCGGGACCGUACCGCCGAGAGCAGCUGGCUUGAUCAUCGCAGAUUCCAAGUUGAAUCAGGCGCUGGAAAAGGCCGCUACUAAUCAGGCGAGAAUCGAUCUGCUGGAGGCGCACUUGAUUGACUGCAAGGAUGCUCUGUCGGUGGUGCGUGACCACUUCAAGAACGAAUUAAAAAACAAGGAGAACGACAAGUGGUCGGCGCCGCAGCAUCUGAUCAACUAUCUGCAGUACAUUCGGUUGUCCCGCACAUUGGAGCGUAAUCUGGCGCUGGUGAAAGCGGCGGAGGAGUCGGAGAAGGCGAAGCCGCAGGACACAGUACGCCUGUACGAGGCGGCGUUGCACAAUCUUGUCGAGAUCUCGCAGCUACAGGAUGACGCGGAAUUUUUGGAGGAGCAAGAGGCGAAGACCAAGAGUUACCGAGCGUUCAGAUGUUUCUACAUGGCCCAGUCAUUGGCGAUUCUGCACCGUUGGCGCGAAGCUAUGGCUUUGUACCAGAGAUCGCUGCAGCACCUUAAGGAUGCGCUCAAGUACGACAAGAUCCUUCCCACUGCGUUGAAGAAUGACCUGCACACUCUGGAGAGCAGCGUGGAGGCUGCGCAAUACGCCGCCCAUGCUCACAGCGUUCUCGAGGAUGGCCAGGAGGAGGAGAGCGGCACCAACAAGCUCGCCAAGAGCAAAAAACCGCUGCACGAACGUUUGCACGAGUACAGGGAGGAUCCCGCGCUUCUCACGAAGCAGCCGAACGUCUACAAAUUGCCGCCACCAAUGCAUAGCAUUCCCUGCAAGCCCCUUUUCUUCGAUCUGGCGUUCAACAUGGUCGAGUUCCCCGAUCUGUCGCACAAAAUGGGUGACCAGGCCAAGAGAGGCCAAGCUGGUCUCACCGGCUUCGUCAAGGGUCUCUGGGGUUGGGGCAAUAAGUAAACAUUCUGCACACAGCUCUCGCAUCAAUCUUUGGAUACUCUGUAUAGAGAUAGCCGUGAUAUUACUGUCGCUGCGUCUUUCCAUAGUAUAUCUGUUCGAGACAUCUUACUCAACGGUGAAAAAUGAAUUUACAAAAUAUUAUUAGGAGGGCAAAAAUAAAAUGGAAUGUUUGACG
Messenger RNA from Ooceraea biroi (clonal raider ant), 1948 nucleotides. It is a transcript of the gene Srp68, whose product is annotated as signal recognition particle 68. NCBI's taxonomy places the organism in Eukaryota, Metazoa, Arthropoda, Insecta, Hymenoptera, Formicidae. Gene Ontology annotation, molecular function: 7S RNA binding; endoplasmic reticulum signal sequence receptor activity; signal recognition particle binding. Gene Ontology annotation, cellular component: signal recognition particle, endoplasmic reticulum targeting. The record is from RefSeq and is a predicted model, not a curated record. Gene Ontology annotation, biological process: SRP-dependent cotranslational protein targeting to membrane.